Molecule: messenger RNA, 3388 nt
Organism: Trichomycterus rosablanca
Lineage: Eukaryota; Metazoa; Chordata; Actinopteri; Siluriformes; Trichomycteridae
Gene: vps53
Product: VPS53 subunit of GARP complex
Exons: 22
Coding region: 1-2493 (830 amino acids)
Biological process (GO): retrograde transport, endosome to Golgi
Cellular component (GO): GARP complex
Source: RefSeq, a predicted model, not a curated record
AUGGAGGAAGAAGAAUUAGAAUUUGUGGCGGAUUUAGACGCAAUUUUACAUCUUACUCCUGAAGUUCAACUCGCAAUUGAACAGGUGUUCCCCAGUCAGGAUCCUCUUGAUCGAGCAGAUUUUAACACAGUUGAAUAUAUCAACACCUUGUUUCCAACUGAGCAGUCCCUGGCCAAUAUAGAUGAAGUGGUGAGCAAGAUUCGGAUGAAAAUCAGACGUCUGGAUGAUGACAUCAGGACAGUGGUGAGAGGACAAACUAAUGUGGGUCAGGAUGGCAGGCAGGCCCUGGAGGAGGCCCAGAAAGCCAUCCAGCAAUUGUUUGGCAAAAUUAAAGACAUCAAGGACAAAGCAGAAAAAUCUGAACAAAUGGUAAAAGAGAUUACUCGGGACAUCAAGCAGCUGGACCAUGCCAAACGUAACCUGACCACCUCCAUCACUACCCUCAAUCACCUGCACAUGCUGGCUGGGGGUGUUGAGUCUUUGGAGGGCAUGACACGAAAGAGGCAGUAUGGGGAGGUGGCCAACCUUCUGCAGGGAGUGAUCAAUGUGCUGGAACACUUCCAAAAGUAUAUGGGCAUCCCUCAGAUCCGACAGCUAUCCGAGAGAGUGAAAGCAGCACAGAGUGAGCUUGGUACUCAGAUCCUAGCUGACUUUGAAGAGGCAUUUCCAUCACAGGGCUCAAAGAGGCCUGGAGGACCCAGCAUUGUGCUUAAAGAUGCCUGUUUGGUGGCGAAUGUCCUGGAUCCUCGUAUUAAACAGGAAGUUAUCAAGAAGUUCAUAAGGCAACAUCUGUCUGAGUACCUAGUGCUCUUUCAGGAGAACCAAGAUGUGGCGUGGCUGGAUAAGAUUGACCGGCGCUAUGCGUGGAUUAAGCGUCAGCUGGUAGACUAUGAGGAGAAGUAUGGGCGCAUGUUUCCUGAAGAGUGGUGCAUGACUGAGCGCAUCGCUGUGGAGUUCUGUCACAUUACCAGGACAGAGCUGGCAAAGCUAAUGCGCACUCGUGCCAGGGAGAUUGAGGUCAAGCUCUUGCUUUUUGCCAUUCAGAGGACCACCAAUUUUGAGGGGCUGCUAGCUAAACGCUUCUCUGGCAGCACGUUGAAUGAUGGCCCAGGGAAGAGACCUGAGAUGCCCCUGGAGCCCACAAAUCCUUUUCUGGAGGACGAGUCGUUAGGGGACAAUGUUUCUGAGAAAGAUGAAGAUCUGGAUAGGCCUAAGAAGCCCAAGACCCCAGAGAAUCCGUUCCAUGGCAUAAUAUCCAAAAGUUUUGAGCCUCAUCUAUAUGUCUACAUUGAAUCCCAGGACAAGAAUCUUGGGGAACUGAUUGACCGCUUUGUGGCUGAUUUUCGAACACAAGGUCCUCCCAGGUCAGGCUCAGAGGAAGGGGGUGCUGUGUUGCCAAGCUGUGCAGAUCUCUUUGUCUACUAUAAGAAGUGCAUGGUGCAGUGCUCUCAGCUGAGCACAGGUGAGCCCAUGAUUGCCCUGACCACCAUCUUUCAGAAGUACCUGCGAGAGUAUGCAUGGAAGAUCCUGUCAGGGAACUUGCCCAAAACAAGCAGUAACAGCGGAGGUCUGACCAUCAGCAGCCUAUUAAAGGAAAAAGAAGGUUCAGAGGUGGCCAAGUUCACCACAGAGGAGCUCUGCCUCAUUUGUAGUAUUCUCAGUACAGCUGAAUAUUGUCUUGCUACCACACAACAGCUGGAAGAGAAGCUAAAAGAGAAGGUGGACAAAGGGCUCAUGGAAAGGAUCAACCUAACAGGAGAGAUGGACACCUUUAGCUCUGUGAUCUCCAACAGUAUCCAGCUUUUGGUUCAAGACCUGGAUGCUGCAUGUGACCCAGCCCUCACAGCCAUGAGCAAGAUGCCAUGGCAGAGUGUGGAACAUGUGGGAGACCAAAGCCCAUAUGUCACCUCUGUCAUCAUGCACAUCAAACAGAAUGUACCAAUUAUCAGAGACAACCUGGCUGCCACCCGCAAAUACUUUACCCAGUUCUGCAUCAAGUUUAUCAACUCAUUCAUCCCGAAGUUCAUCAAUCACCUCUUUCGAUGUAAACCCAUUAGCAUGGUGGGAGCUGAGCAGCUUUUACUAGACACACACUCGCUGAAGACAGUUUUGCUAGACCUCCCUUCUAUUGGCUCCCAAGUCCUCCGCAAAGCUCCAGCCAGCUAUACAAAAAUAGUGGUAAAAGGGAUGACUCGAGCAGAGAUGAUUCUGAAGGUGGUCAUGGCGCCUCAUGAGCCGUCAGUGGUCUUUGUGGAUAACUACAUUAAGCUUUUAGCUGAUGGCAACCCUGAGACUUUCCAGAAGAUUCUAGACAUGAAGGGAGUGAAGCGCAGUGAGCAGAACAGUAUGCUGGAGCUUUUCAGACUGAGGUUACCCCCUCUCCCCUCAGGGCCAGACGCAGGGCCUGCCAUGUCCUUUAGCGCUUCAACCCCUGAACAGGAGUCCUCACGCAUCCGCAAACUGGAGAAGCUCAUUAAAAAACGAAUUCAGUGACUACUGUGUCAACAUAUUAGUUUGGACUAGAUUAUGGAUCUCCUGCAGUGAGAUUAUGCAGUCCUCAAAGAUUAUGUGGACAUGUUAAAUGUUGAUAAAUAUGAAAAUUUCCACACUUAUACGAAUCAAUUGUCUUAUUCUGAAAACCUUAAUCAUUGAUCACUUUAAAACCUUAAUCAUUAAUCUUAGAAAUUGAAAGUUUAAUUGUGAAUUUUUCACUAUUGUUAAGCAUUGCUAGCAUGUAUGUCAUUCACCCCUCUACCCCAGUGUGUUUUUUGUUUUUUUUAACACUAAUGUGCAGACUUUCCAUAAUGCGUGUCUUUUACUUUGCACAUUUUUCUAAAAUAUGUUUGCACCUAAAGUAAAGUGGAUGGCAGAAAGAUUGAAGGAUUAUCCAGCUGCAACCUUGGCACAAAUCCUUCAGGCUUGUAAAUCUGAUCAUUAAAAUGAUUUAAAGGCAUUUUCCCUAAAUGCCCCCUUUUUAAUUACAGUAAAUGGUUAUGUGGAAUUCAGAGAAUAGUUUGUGUGUUAGGGGAAGGUGGGUAAAAAGGUAUACUCUGUAAUAGUCUGCAAUGUAGCAGUUGAGCCUCGGGCACUCUGUGCCACAGAGAGUUUGGGAUUUUCUGUCUUCUAGUGAGUCACAACCCAGUUGCCUUGUAUAUGCCUUUGGAAUGGGUACAGCUGUAAAGACUCACAUUGCAGAUGUUUUGAGAUGUUUAUUAUGGUCUGAGCAGACCCUGAGAAUGCAGUCUCACUGCAUGUGUGUAAUGUCUAAUUAGUCAAAAGCGUCUGGAUAAACUACUGUUAAAUUAUGUCCAUCUUAUUAUAAUAGUUAGGAAACUGGUCUUAUGCCUUGUCCAUACAUGUUUGGUUAUUAAUAUAUGAAAAUAUAAAG